AUGUCAGUACCGCCGUCGUCGACAAUUCGCGACCCGCCUCCAUCGCGCUGGUCCCUUUCCAUCUACACCAGCCAGCCAGCCAAGCUGCCGCUCCUCGACAGCGACCCCUCACUCCCACACAGCGUCGUCUUCAUCCCAGGCCUUACCGAUACCUUUGGCACCUGCCCUUACCUCGAUCGCCUCGCAGCCGGAGUGGCCCCGUAUGGCUUCUCGGUAGUUCAACUCCAGCUGAGCAGCAGCCUGGGCGGCUUCGGGGUGUGCAGCUUGGAGGGCGAUGCGCAGGAGAUUGCAAGGGGCGUCAGCUGGUUGAGGGAGAAGAGAGGCAAGGACAAGGUGGUCCUAAUGGGCCAUUCGACUGGGUGUCAAGACGCCAUGGCCUACUUGUCGCAUCCUAAUGGAGCUGCAGCGAGGGGAGAAAAGGCGAUCGUGGAUGGAGUUGUGCUUCAGGCGCCUGUGUCUGAUCGGGAGUCGUGGGAGAAUGAGUAUGCGCAAGAGAGCAGCGAAGUUGGGAAGAGGACUCGCAAGACCCUGCGCGAUGCAAGUCGACUGGUGGAAGAGGGCAAAGGCAGUCAGCUCCUCCCUCGAGACGUGCCCGUCAUCCGCCGCCCCGGUCCAGACGACACUGAGCAACUAGGCAACGUGGAUGCGGUCAAUGAUUCGCCUAUGACGGCCUAUAGAUACUGGUCCCUCUUCGCCAAGGGAGGGGAAGACGACUACUUCUCCACG
This is a messenger RNA of Jaminaea rosea, 726 nucleotides long. RefSeq names its product DUF1749-domain-containing protein. The annotation marks the transcript as partial. The transcript is spliced from 2 exons. The record is from RefSeq and is a predicted model, not a curated record. NCBI's taxonomy places the organism in Eukaryota, Fungi, Basidiomycota, Exobasidiomycetes, Microstromatales.